Molecule: messenger RNA, 952 nt
Organism: Pungitius pungitius (ninespine stickleback)
Lineage: Eukaryota; Metazoa; Chordata; Actinopteri; Perciformes; Gasterosteidae
Product: cyclin dependent kinase inhibitor 1Ca
Exons: 2
Coding region: 66-566 (166 amino acids)
Biological process (GO): negative regulation of cyclin-dependent protein serine/threonine kinase activity; negative regulation of mitotic cell cycle
Cellular component (GO): nucleus
Molecular function (GO): cyclin-dependent protein serine/threonine kinase inhibitor activity
Source: RefSeq, a predicted model, not a curated record
CGAGACCCCGCUCCAAGAGAAGCGACCCCCCCCCCCCCCUCUCUCCAGCCAGAAGCACCCAGAGGAUGGAUCCCACCGGGCGCAGAGAGUCGGUCCGCAGGAGCCUGUUCGGCCCGGUGGACCACGACCAGCUGCGCCGCGACCUGGCGCUGCAGCUGCGGGAGAUCGCGGAGCGGGACAGCCGCCGCUGGAACUUUAACUUCGGGGCGGAGACGCCGCUGUCCGGCCGGUUCCAGUGGGAGGAAAUCCCGGCGGACUGCGCCGCGGCCGUCUACCAGGAGCGCGCCGAGCCGAGGGAAGACGACCGGCUGAGCGGCCGGGAGGACAGCUCGGGGACCGACCAGGAGAACCGCUCCGGAGUCUCCAACGCGCGCCACAGUCCCGCCGACGCGACGCCCGUCCGGAGGAGGAAGAGGACCCUCUCCAAGCCGGCGGCCAAGGCCGGGACCCUCUCACGGAUCACCGAUUUCUUUGCAAAGAGAAGAAGGACGACGGAAGCUAAGAGCAUCCUGAGUGCUUCCCACACAAGUUGCAGCGAAGCAGCUUCCUGCAGAAGGAUCCGGUGAAGCCACAGCUGGAAAAGGACUAUUUGUGAUUCAUGGACUGAACCAAAGACUCUGCACUGCACCGAAGGAUUCUAUUUUAGGUUUAUUUCGUUAAUGCCACUUGUAGCAUUUGUCAACUGGGGUUAAUUUAUACAAGUUUCUGUUAUUUAUUUAAUUUAUGGAGUUUAUGCAUUUUUUUCCUAUUAUUUUCCAAAUGAAUUAUUAUUAUUAUCAUUUAUUUAUCCGUGUUCAUUUUCUCAUUGAUUGAUAACUUUUUCUGUUUGUUUCAUGUCUUUGUCAGUCUCUCGUUGGCUUUCUGCAACACAAGCUGCUUCUCUUGUCCUUUGUUUGCCUCAAUGAACUGAGAGUGUAAAUGACCACUUUGCAAAUUUUAAUAAACUGUUUAA